AGUGUUCUCCAUUUCAGCUGGCUAUUGCAGCUUCUGUCAAACUAAGCUGUUCUUGUAGUAUUGAAAAUGACAACAUUUUGUAGGUUUCUUUUGGGGGUUGUUUUUAGUUUCGGGUGUUCAACAGGUAGUCUCGCUGGCAAGGUCUAUUCACAGAGUAAUAAUCAAGGGCCCCAAGUGCCAUGCCUUUUCAUAUUUGGAGAUUCAUUAGUUGAUAACGGCAAUAAUAAUGAUAUACUUACUCUUGCUAGAGCUGAUUACGGACCUUAUGGCAUUGAUUUUCCACAAGGUGCUACAGGGCGUUUCACCAAUGGCCGUACUUUCGUCGAUAUUUUAGCCCAGUUAUUAGGCUUUCCAAACUACAUUCUCCCUUACGCCAGGGCUCGUGGCCGAGCAUUACUUCAGGGAGCAAACUACGCCUCAGGAGCUUCUGGAAUUCGUGAUGAAACUGGAAACAAUUUGGGGGAUCACAUGUCAAUGAACCGGCAGGUCGACAGCUUUGCUAGCACUGUGCAGCAGCUGAAUAGGUACUUCAAAGGAGAUGGAAAUGCCCUUGGCAACUAUCUUAGCAAGUGCAUCUUCUACUCAGGAUUGGGGAGCAAUGACUACUUAAACAACUAUUUCAUGAGCGACUACUACUCAACCAGUUCUGAAUACACCCCUAGAACUUAUGCUGCUUCUCUCAUUGAGGAUUAUACCAAACAAUUAACGGAGUUAUACAAAUUGGGAGCUAGGAAAGUGGUGGUGACUGGAGUUGGACAAAUAGGUUGCAUACCGUAUCAGCUAGCACGAUAUGACGGUAAUGGUAGCAGGUGCAAUGAAGAGAUCAACAAUGCCAUUGCCCUCUUCAACACAGGCCUCAAAAGACUGGUUGAUAGAUUUAACAAGGGCCAGCUUCCCGGGGCGAAAUUCAUUUACCUGGAUUCAUUUCAAAGCAGCCAGGACUUAGUCCUGAAUGCAAAAACUUAUGGAUUUGAAGUGGUGGACGAGGGAUGUUGUGGGGUAGGAAAAAAUAAUGGACAGAUAACAUGCCUUCCUCUUCAAAUGCCGUGUGAUGACCGCCAAAAAUACUUGUUCUGGGAUGCGUUUCAUCCAACUGAAGCUGCUAACAUUUUACUUGCCAAGAAAGCCUACAUUUCCAAGUCUAAAUCACAUGCGUAUCCGAUUAAUAUACAGCAGUUAGCCAUGCUCUAGAACUUCUGAGAAGUCUCUUACUUCAUUUCAUACAUUCAACAGUGUAUCAUUGUAGUUUGUGCUCCACUUCUUCAGUUAAUUGUCAACUCAUUCUAGUUGAAAUA
Messenger RNA from Sesamum indicum (sesame), 1295 nucleotides. RefSeq names its product GDSL esterase/lipase At1g33811. Lineage: Eukaryota; Viridiplantae; Streptophyta; Magnoliopsida; Lamiales; Pedaliaceae. The record is from RefSeq and is a predicted model, not a curated record. Gene Ontology annotation, molecular function: hydrolase activity, acting on ester bonds.